UCUUCAGAAAGAGAUUGAGUAUCACUGAUCUUUGUAUACACAACCUUUGCUAGGCUGCAUGUACAUCACUCUGGAUUAUGACAACGACACUUAAGAAAUUUAUUGAAUCCCUGGAUCCCAAAACCCUCCCAAGAGUUCUACAAAUACAAUCUGGAUAUUAUGGAGUCACUGACAACGAAUGCUCCAUAUCAACUGGAGAAGUCAUCACGGUCACUGGAUACAAAGUCCAAAAAGUCAGAGCACAUAUUCAUAGCAGUGAAUACGCCGAUACUGUGGAACUGCCUCUUAAUUUUCCAGGCUUUUUUAAAAUUGUUCCUGAUAAAACCUCUUAUUAUUCCAUUGAAGAGAUAGUGAAAGCACUACAUGUUGGUCACACGCGAUUUGGACAUCCAGGCUUUUAUAGCUGUUCUAAUUUACAUGUGGGAACAGUAACUGUUUGCCAGAACGAGGAAAUCAUUAUCAAAUCUGUAGAGGAUUCAAAUGGAGUCAUGUCAGUUAACUGUGAAGUGUUUAUAAAUGGAGAACGUCAAUGCUUUGUAUUACCUUUGUCAUACAAAGGAGAGUUCUAUGAAUAUAAAGAUGAGAAAAUAUACACAUUGAAGGAGAUAACGGACUGGAAAAUUCCAAAAUGUAGAAAAAGGACUGUAAUUCUUACAGAUCUUACAAAACUACUGGAACUCACACAACUAUUUCCCAAUGCUUCUAAUGCAAUGAUGACCCUAGAGCCAGUUUAUGAAAUUCAAGCACUGCUGGAGUUUGGGAAAGACAUUAUUAAUCUUUUAACGGAUCUUGAUAUAGAAGUCCUGGAUAUCACCCAAAAGUUUGAUGUAGAAUAUUUUAUUCAAAUUUUAACAACACAUGAAAUCUUUGAAAGGACCUCCAAAGAAUUUCCCAUGAUUGCCGAAAUUAUAGAAGGCCCAUUAAGGAGUCACACUGCUUACAGGUUAUUACAACAUGGGAAAAAGAUUAUAAUUCAUGCAAAAUAUCAAGCGGAUCGUGUCAUUGCUUCAGAAUUAAGAAGUGAUACAGCAAAUAAACAUUUUUUGAUACCAUCGUCUUACAAGGGGAGGUUUAAAAGGAGACCCCGAUUUUUCCCAACUGUCUACGAUUUAAAUAUAGCGAACAGAGAAACAGAUAAUAUUCAUGUUGUGGCAACAAAGGCAUUUCAGUCAUCCCACGAAGAAUUCUCUUCAGUAAAUGUUGGAGAUCAGUUUCAGGCAAAACAUUUCCAAUCUUGUAAAGUAAAAUCUGAUGGUAAAACAACUAUAGUAGAUGCACUAGUCUGUGCAAAAAUGGAAAACAAAUGCUGUGUAAAGUCUACUAUUCCACUAUAUGUGGAAGGUGGCUUUAUGGAAGUGGUGCAUGAUAAAAGACAAUACUACGUAUCAGAACUCUGCAAAGAUUUUCAGUUACCUGUGAAUGUUAAAGUCUCUGUGAGGGAUUUGUUUACUGUGGCAGAAGACAUUUUAGCUGCAACAUCAGUACUACAACUUGAAGAGCAGAUAACAGACUCUUACCUGCUUGUUAGCUUGUUAGACAACCCUAAAGAGGUAUGGGAACUCCCAGUUCACCGUGUCAAUUUAACUGUUCGCUUGAUUGGCAACUUUUAUGGUGAUACGUAUUUCUCACCAACAAGGACCAACGUAGAGGAAAUUAAUGAGGAAGAAUACUAUAUGCUGCGGAGAUAUGAAAGCCAUGUUCACGACCCUCCACCAAGGCCUCCAAAGACCCCGGUAAAUACUUCUAUAAUUGAAAAACCUGUGAUCAGUGAAUCGAACCAAGAUAUGACAUCUGAGCCUCGUUCUUUUAAUCAAGUUACGGAAGUUGUAUGUUCAUUGCAAGAGAAAAUUAAUGACGAGACCUUGCAGCAAAGCACUGAGAAAGAUAUUUCUACCACAACAAGCAGCAAUACCGAGACAGAUGCUUUUGUGGCUGUAUCCAAAGACGUCAAGGAACACCAACAAAUGAAAAGGGAAGUUAAUGAUGUAAAAGAACAAUUUGAUUCUAUCACACUGAAGUGUCGGCCUACACAUCAAAUAUCUCAUGAAAAUGACAUUCCAGGACAAUGAGACAACCUCUCCAGUAAAAGAGGACAUUUGUAAAGGAAGCACAACAUAUCGUCCACAUUUCUUCAGCAAAUGUUUCAAAGCAAUUAUUCUAAUUAAUGUAAUUUAUUUAUAAAUAUUCCAUGUCACUAUAAAAUGGGUAACACAUUAAGCAAGUUAAAUACAGAUACUGAAAGAAUAACUGUUUGAGCAUACACAUCUGCU
Pelobates fuscus (common spadefoot toad) is the source of this 2270-nucleotide messenger RNA. RefSeq names its product thymocyte selection associated (gene THEMIS). The transcript has 7 exons. Bases 78 to 2069 code for a protein of 663 amino acids. The record is from RefSeq and is a predicted model, not a curated record. Gene Ontology annotation, biological process: T cell receptor signaling pathway. Gene Ontology annotation, cellular component: cytoplasm; nucleus. Lineage: Eukaryota; Metazoa; Chordata; Amphibia; Anura; Pelobatidae.